AUGCUUAUCUACAAGGAUAUCCUCACCGGUGACGAGCUCAUCUCCGACUCCUACGAUCUCAAGGAGGUCGAUGGCAUCGUCUACGAGGCCGACUGUGCCAUGAUCGAGGAGGGCGGCGUUAACGUCGACAUCGGUGCCAACGCUUCCGCCGAGGAGGCCGCUGAGGAUCUCGAGGACCAGGUCGUCAAGGUCAACAACAUCGUCAGCUCUUUCCGUCUCCAGGAGACCUCUUUCGACAAGAAGAGCUACCUCACCUACCUCAAGGGUUACAUGAAGGCUGUCAAGGCUGCUCUCCAGGAGAAGGGUGCUCCCGCCGAGGAGAUCACUGCCUUCGAGAAGGGUGCCCAGAACUAUGUCAAGAACGUCGUCCUUGCCAAGUUCAAGGACUUCGAGUUCCUUACUGGCGAGUCCAUGAACCCCGACGGAAUGGUUGUCCUCCUCAACUACCGUGAUGAUGGUGUCACCCCCUACAUCACCGUCUGGAAGCACGGUCUUACCGAGAUGAAGGUCUAA
Fusarium mangiferae is the source of this 513-nucleotide messenger RNA. Its product is annotated as putative IgE-dependent histamine-releasing factor. NCBI's taxonomy places the organism in Eukaryota, Fungi, Ascomycota, Sordariomycetes, Hypocreales, Nectriaceae. Gene Ontology annotation, molecular function: calcium ion binding. Gene Ontology annotation, cellular component: cytoplasm. The record is from RefSeq and is a predicted model, not a curated record. The transcript has 5 exons. Bases 1 to 513 code for a protein of 170 amino acids.